Messenger RNA from Sphaeramia orbicularis (orbiculate cardinalfish), 2876 nucleotides. It is a transcript of the gene crispld1a, whose product is annotated as cysteine-rich secretory protein LCCL domain containing 1a. Gene Ontology annotation, cellular component: extracellular region. The transcript has 15 exons. Bases 330 to 1895 code for a protein of 521 amino acids. NCBI's taxonomy places the organism in Eukaryota, Metazoa, Chordata, Actinopteri, Kurtiformes, Apogonidae. The record is from RefSeq and is a predicted model, not a curated record.
GAAAGAAGACAGAGCCACUCUCUCUCCCCCUGCUGAAAACGGAGCGCAGCCGCCUCAUCCCAGCUUUGAUUUACGGCACCCGGCAGCCAGCGCCAGUCAUCAGCCGUCCACCUGAGCUCUGCAAGUCACUUUGAAGGAGGAUUUCUUUUUCCUUGCUGCUGAAGUUUUCACACAGCCAAAUCUCAAGAAGAGCGUGGGCUCCGUUCCAAUUCAUUAAAGCUGAUAUUAUAGAUGCAGAAGGGUGUGUUCCGGACCAGCCUCCACCCACUCACCUGUCCCACCUGAGUUUGAGAGCAUCACCACCAUCACUACCACCCUAACUGACCAGGAUGAGCUUUAUUUCCACGCACUGGCUGAGGGGCGUGUUCCUGCUCCUGGUCCUGCUGCUCCAGACGACCACUUCCAUGAUGAUGCUUCCAAACUCCACCGGCUGGGAGGGGAUCCUGGACAAAUAUCUGGACGAGGAGGGCGACUGGUGGGAGGCCAAGCAAAGGGGGAAGAGGGCCAUAACAGACAGCGACGCUCAGCUCAUCCUUGACCUGCACAAUAAGCUCAGAGGCCAGGUCUACCCUCCUGCUUCCAACAUGGAGUACAUGGUGUGGGACACAGAGUUGGAGCGUACAGCAGAAGAGUGGGCAGAGACGUGUCUGUGGGAGCACGGUCCGGCCGGCUUACUGCCUCAGAUCGGACAAAACCUGGGAGCCCACUGGGGAAGGUAUCGUCCACCUACGUUCCAUGUGCAGGCCUGGUAUGAUGAAGUGAAAGACUACUCCUUCCCCUACCCUCAGGAGUGUAAUCCUUACUGCCCCUUCAGAUGCUCCGGCCCAGUUUGCACUCAUUACACACAGCUCGUGUGGGCCACCAGCAGUCGGAUCGGCUGUGCCAUCAACUUGUGUUACAACAUGAAUGUGUGGGGGCAGAUUUGGGCCAAAGCCGUCUAUCUUGUCUGCAACUACUCGCCAAAGGGAAACUGGUGGGGUCAUGCUCCUUACAAACACGGGACCCCAUGUUCUGCUUGUCCGCCAAGCUAUGGUGGAGGCUGCAAGGACAACCUCUGCUACAAAGAUGACAGCUCCAACUCUCCACAAGAGGAAACGGAAGAAAACAACUUCAUUGAGCCAGAGGCCCCCCGUACUCCACAGAAGCCCCGAACUCGGACCUCUAAGCCAGAACCUCCCAACCUCCCUGCCCCAGCCCCCACCAAGCCCCCUACAGAGGACUUGCAAAAGAAUGAAGUGGUCAACACACAGCAGAUGUCGCAGCUUGUGACCUGUGACACUAAGCUUCGAGAUCAGUGUAAAGGAACACCGUGUAACAGGUAUGAGUGUCCAGCUGGAUGCCUAGACGCUACGGGAAAAGUAGUUGGGACAGUGUACUAUGAAAUGCAAUCAAGUGUGUGCAGAGCAGGUCUACAUGCCGGUGUCAUAGAUAAUGAUGGAGGAUGGAUGGAUGUGAGCAGACAAGGAAGAAAGGACUUUUUCAUCAAAUCUAACAAGAAUGGAGUGCAGUCUUUAGGUAAAUACCAAAGUGCUAAUUCCUUCACAGUGUCCAGAGUAACAGUUAAAGCCAUCACAUGUGAGACCACAGUGGCACAACUGUGUCCAUACCAAAAGCCUGCAAGACACUGUCCAAGGUUAUACUGUCCACGAAGUUGUAAGGAGGAGAACCCCCACAUUUCAAGAGUAAUAGGCACCAGAAUAUACUCUGACAGGUCCAGUAUAUGCAGAGCGGCGGUCCACGCUGGGGUCAUCAGGAACGAUGUAGGUGGUUACAUUGAUGUGAUGCCGGUGGACAAACGAAGGCAUUAUAUCGCUUCAUUCCAAAAUGGGAUUACCUCUGAAAGCCUUCAAAACCCUCCUGGAGGGAAGGCGUUCCGGGUGUUCGCUGUGAUUUGAGUGGCCCCAGAGGGCAGCUUCAACAAACAGAAAGCACACUUGGGCUGUUGAAUAGGUGGUAAUCAAGCCCUGUUGUCAAACUCAAUGACUGAAAUGUUUCUUGUUUUGCUACACUCCAGGGGUUGAAGGUCGUUGCCGUGACAACACAAACCAAGCAACACAAACACACACCAUAUGAGUCCGGUACACACUCACAUGGAGUUCUCAUCCGUAGCGGUACAUUUUAUAUACUGUAAAUACUGUAUCUCUGACUGGUUUGCGAAUAUUUUGUUGUACAUAUUUGUCAAUAAUAUUACUUUUUUUUUUGUCUUUGUGCCAUUAUCUUGCCCUUUUAACAAAUACCUGUUUAUGAAUACUGAUUAUAGGAAUCCUAUGAUGUAACAUUAUAAUGGCACUUAUGGAUGAAUAUCAUUUUUAUUGUCUGGCACAUUUUUACUGGUGCUCUUGAAAGGUAUUUUGUCAUAUUUUGUACUUUUUUAUGAUUGGGGGAAAAAUGUUAUGCUUUAUUUUUAUAUGAUAAUGCUUUAUAUCAGUAUGGUAUAUAAAGGAUGCUGCUAUAUGUGUGUGUUCUAUUGUUGAAAUGUCAGUGUCGUGGUUUUAAUUGGUUAAUGGUUUAUUGCAGAUGAUUUUGUUUAGUUUAACUCCCUGCAGGCCAGGAAGUACACUCACCUGUCUGACUUUUGUGUCCCAAACACCGAAGCAUUUUAUUUCACUCAGCGUUGCUACUAAAAUGACAGUUCCAGGUCAUUUUUUAUUCAUGUUCAUUUGAUCUGUUUUAACAGAAACAUGAUGAUAAUUAAUAUACCUGAUGUGUGUUCUUGUCCAGCAUUCAUUUAAGCUGCAAUCAUCACCGUAAUGGAUAAUUAAUUGUACUGGUGUCUUUAUUGUGCAUUACAUAUAUAGAUAUAUAUUUUCCUACCUCAGGUUGUUAGGAAAAGUUCAAAUAAAAUAUUACAGCCAAACUCUUCUCUCAGAUGUUCA